Molecule: messenger RNA, 900 nt
Organism: Gracilinanus agilis (Agile Gracile Mouse Opossum)
Lineage: Eukaryota; Metazoa; Chordata; Mammalia; Didelphimorphia; Didelphidae
Product: inactive protein tyrosine kinase pTKL-like
Source: RefSeq, a predicted model, not a curated record
AUGCAGGGGCUCCUUGAGGCUCAGACCCAGAAGAGAAACAAAAACAGACAACAGAGUCCAAGUUCAAGCUGCAGUGGAAGCCAAAGCUGGAGCCGCAGUCGAAGCCAGAGCCAAAGCUGCAGCCACACCCAAAGCCAAAGCCAAAGCUGGAGCCUCAGUCCAAGUGCCAGUCCGAGCCUUAGUCCACCCGGGACUCCUAACAAGAUAGCACACUCACGUAAUCAUCACUCCUCAUCCCAUGCCCAACCCCACACUCACUCCCACUAUUCCCGUCAUUUCAACUGUCAUCACUCCAACAGAUGUCCUAAAAGAAGGAAGGUAACAGGGGUAGCAAAAAGAAAGGCCAAGAAAGGCGGGUCACCAUACAGAAGGAAAAAACGAGCAGAGAGAAGAGCUCCAGCCCCGAAGAGAAAGAUCCCAGUUCUGUGGAGCAGAGCAAGCAGCUGCCACAGAGACAGAGCCAGGCUCUGGGACAGCCACACAGCCUGCAGCCUGAAGACCAGCAGGGACAGCUCCAGGGAGAGCCCCUCAGAGGAGACGCCUUUCUGUGGCGGAGAGCAGAGAUUCCCGGGAAGGAGAGAGGUGGUGACACUCGGUGGGCAGCACAGACCAAUGGAGAGGCCCUCAGAAGCCUCCCAGAGUCGGGGCAGCACCUGGAAGGGGCUCCUGAUCAUCACAGCCUCCAUCCUCAGCUGCUGGAUCCAGCCAACGUCUGCUGAUGAUUUCACUGUUGGUACCAGACCUCCCUAUGGGAUAGAAGGUGACAAUAUCACCCUGAUUAUCCAGGGGUACACAGGGACGGUUGAAUCCUAUAAAUGGCACUAUAAGCCAUCAACACAGGAUCGCUACAAGAAUUAUUUAAUCUCAUACUUUGGCAGUAGUGCUCUUGAAAAUGGGUGA